This is a messenger RNA of Coniophora puteana RWD-64-598 SS2, 709 nucleotides long. Its product is annotated as histone-like type 2. Gene Ontology annotation, molecular function: protein heterodimerization activity; structural constituent of chromatin; DNA binding. NCBI's taxonomy places the organism in Eukaryota, Fungi, Basidiomycota, Agaricomycetes, Boletales, Coniophoraceae. The record is from RefSeq and is a predicted model, not a curated record. Bases 59 to 475 code for a protein of 138 amino acids. The transcript has 3 exons. Gene Ontology annotation, cellular component: nucleosome.
CUCACUUCAAGCCGCCCAACACCACUACCACCACCACUCUACAUUUACUACAUCAGCAAUGGCCCGUACCAAGCAGACCGCUCGCAAGUCGACUGGUGGCAAGGCGCCCCGUAAGCAGCUCGCUGCCAAGUCCUCUGCUCGCAAGACCGCUGCUCCCGCUACUGGUGGUGUGAAGAAGCCUCAUCGUUUCCGGCCUGGUACGGUUGCUCUUCGUGAGAUCCGUCGGUACCAGAAGUCGACGGAGUUGCUUAUCCGCAAGCUUCCCUUCCAACGUCUUGUUCGUGAAAUCGCUCAGGACUUCAAGACCGACCUGCGUUUCCAGUCGUCGGCUGUCAUGGCACUUCAGGAGGCCGCUGAGGCAUACCUCGUCUCGCUGUUCGAGGACACGAACCUCGCCGCCAUCCACGCCAAGCGUGUUACCAUCCAGCCAAAAGAUCUUGCCCUUGCCCGCCGGCUGCGUGGCGAGCGUUCAUAAGCAUUUGCGCUUGCGCUGGACUUUACAUACUAGACUCUCGCUUUGCUUAUUCCUUUAGUUCUGUAUUUUAUUGUACUAUCCCUUAUUUGAUCUUUUGACAUACGCCAACUGCGUCCCAAUUAUCAUGAUUGCCAUUAAGUCAUCCGGUGUUCAUGGCUAUCUUAUAGGACGCAUAUAAGAGCCCGACAUGAAGGAGAUUUCAAUGUUCCGCUCCUGAUGUCGAUUUAUGGUGGC